This is a messenger RNA of Sphenostylis stenocarpa, 522 nucleotides long. NCBI's taxonomy places the organism in Eukaryota, Viridiplantae, Streptophyta, Magnoliopsida, Fabales, Fabaceae. The record is from the annotation of a GenBank genome assembly.
AUGCCCAAUAGACCACCAUUUCCACCCUGCCACUGCUUUCUUCUUCUCCUUUUAUUUGGUUUUGUCGGCGGCGACACGCCGUCGCGGGAGGUGUGGUGCGUGGCCAAGAACAACGCGGAGGACGCGGCGCUGCAGUCGGCGCUGGAGUGGGCCUGCGGCGCGGGCGGAGCCGAUUGCGGAGCGAUCCAGGGAGGAGGACCCUGCUUCGACCCUUCCAGCGUGCAGAACACGGCGUCGUACGCUUUCAAUGAUUAUUUCCGGAAACACGCUAUCGCGGAAGAGAAUUGUAACUUCGGCAACAACGCCGCCAUCACGUCCUUGAACCCCGGUUUUGGUAGUUGCAAGUUCCCUUCUAGUUCCUUAGUGAACAAUGGGAGCUUCUCGGGAUCAGCGUCAUCAGUGGGAUUGAUGCCCGGUGAAGACACAAGUGGGUGCGGUGGAGUUGGUUGGAGAUGGUGGUUUUUGUCAUUUAUUAUGACCACUCAUUUAUUCUUGAUAGUUUCAUUUUCACCCAUUGUUUAA